Messenger RNA from Drosophila rhopaloa, 3950 nucleotides. It is a transcript of the gene eater, whose product is annotated as fibrillin-2. The transcript is spliced from 6 exons. The record is from RefSeq and is a predicted model, not a curated record. Bases 363 to 3896 code for a protein of 1177 amino acids. Lineage: Eukaryota; Metazoa; Arthropoda; Insecta; Diptera; Drosophilidae.
UUGUUUCAGCGUUAAACAAUUUUGAUUAGUGAAUUCUUUAGCUUUCAAGCCUCUGCGAGUUCCAGAUACCAUUUGUUGUUUAAUGCUUAGAAAAUGCCUUUCCUUGGAUUGUGAUAAGCAGAAGUCUCUCUUUGUUGUCUCGCAAAUUUCACAACCCAGUACCAAGAGAGCUUUACGGAAAUCUUUUCGGGGAAUUGAUAAGUUCGUAAGCUGAUCUAUGGAUGUUUGACUGUAUUUUGUAAUCAUUUAUAUGAGAGAAUGAAGAGUGAACGAUCAAAAGGCAUUUGCGGAUUUAUUUUUGCGGAGGCCUCCUUAGUUCCACUUUGAAAUGAAUACGAAUCAGUCCAAUAUUUAAAGCGACUAUGUGGAUCUGUAAACUAGUAAUAUUUUCUCUGCUCUCCGGCUUCGUAGCAGCUCAGGUUUGUGUGGUUCAGAGCACGAGGAAUAUCAACGGAAUUAAAACGAGUACAAAUGUUACGCAAUGCUGUCGAGGAUACAGAAAAUUAGGCACCACUAGACUCCAGUGCCAGCCAGUUUGUAAGGUAGCCUGUUCAAAUGGCAGAUGCUCGAGACCAAAUGAGUGUACCUGCCACGUAGGCUUUGUCAACUUAAACCGUAUUAAAUCUAAUCGUUGUGUACCCUCUUGCAAGGGCUGCAAUAAUGGACAAUGCGUAGCGCCAAACCGCUGUGCUUGCAACAGCGGCUACCUGCUUGAUCAGAAGACCGGCAAUUGUGUGCCCCAAUGUUCCAGUGGUUGCCCCAAUGGCUUUUGCAGUUCACCCAACAAGUGCAGCUGCAACAAAGGAUACGCGAUGAAUGUCCCCAGCCGCACGUGUCUGCCCACUUGUACGGAUAACUGCAAGAGGUUCAACGGAUUCUGUGCUUCGCCAAAUCGAUGUGUCUGCAAUCCAGGCUAUGUUCAAAACCCAAACUCAAAGACUUUCGCCUGCCAGCCCGUUUGUAAAAAUGGGUGCAAAAACGGAGUUUGCCGAGCUCCCGAUGUCUGUGAGUGCAAUAAAUUCUUUCGAAAAGAUGCCGAUAAGAACUGUGCUCCCAUCUGCGAGGGCGGAUGCGUGAACGGAAUGUGUACAAAACCGGACGUCUGUGAAUGUCUGCCGGGAUAUACAAAAAUCGGCAAAAAUGUCUGUAAGGCCGUUUGUCCAUCGGGCUGCAAGAACGGAAACUGCGUUGCGCCGGAUGUGUGUUCCUGCAACUCAGGAUAUAUCAAGCGGGAAGGUGCCUGCUCACCUGUUUGCGAUGAUGGAUGUGAGAACGGACUCUGCACGGCGCCCGGUGAGUGUUCCUGCAAUAAAGGAUAUGCCAAGUCAGGGAAAAAGUGUGACCCAGUUUGCACAGGAGGAUGCAGAAAUGGAUUUUGUGCCUCGCCGGGAAACUGUUCCUGCAAUUAUGGAUUCACUAAGAAAACGAAUAAUAGUUGCGUACCAGUUUGCAAAAACGGAUGUGAGAACGGAUUCUGUGUUUCACCGGAGAAGUGCUCCUGUAAUCAAGGAUACGAGAUGGAUAAGGGGAACAAAUGUAUUCCAGUUUGCAAAGGUGGAUGUGAGAACGGAUUUUGUGUUUCACCUGACAAGUGUUCCUGCCAAGAGGGAUACGAGAUGAAAAAUGGGAACAAGUGUAGCCCGCUUUGCAAAGGAGGGUGUGAUAACGGAGUCUGUGAUUCACCGGAUAAGUGCUCCUGUAAUCAGGGAUACGAGAUGGAUAAAGGGAACAAAUGUAUUCCAGUUUGCAAUGGAGGAUGUGAGAACGGAUUCUGUGUUUCACCUGACAAGUGUUCUUGCAAGGAGGGAUACGAGAUGAAAAAUGUUAAGAAGUGUAGUCCGAUUUGCAAAGGAGGGUGUGAUAACGGAGUCUGUGUUUCACCGGAUAAGUGCUCCUGUAAUCAAGGAUACGAGAUGGAUAAAGGGAACAAAUGUAUUCCAGUUUGCAAUGGAGGAUGUGAGAACGGAUUUUGUGUUUCACCUGAUAAGUGUUCCUGCAAAGAGGGAUACGAGAUGAAGAAUGGGAACAAGUGUACUCCGGUUUGCAAAGAAGGAUGUGCUAACGGAGUCUGUGUUUCGCCGGGGAUGUGUUCCUGUAAUCACGGAUAUGAGAUGGAUAAAGAGAACAAAUGUAUUCCAGUUUGCAAUGGAGGAUGUGAGAACGGAUUUUGUGUUUCACCUGAUAAGUGCUCCUGUAAUCAAGGAUACGAGAUGGAUAAAGGGAACAAAUGUAUUCCAGUUUGCAAUGGAGGAUGUGAGAACGGAUUUUGUGUUUCACCUGAUAAGUGUUCCUGCAAAGAGGGAUACGAGAUGAAGAAUGGGAACAAGUGUACUCCGGUUUGCAAAGAAGGAUGUGCUAACGGAGUCUGUGUUUCGCCGGGGAUGUGUUCCUGUAAUCACGGAUAUGAGAUGGAUAAAGAGAACAAAUGUAUUCCAGUUUGCAAUGGAGGAUGUGAGAACGGAUUUUGUGUUUCACCUGAUAAGUGUUCCUGCAAAGAGGGAUACGAGAUGAAGAAUGGGAACAAGUGUACUCCGGUUUGCAAAGAAGGAUGUGCUAACGGAGUCUGUGUUUCGCCGGGGAUGUGUUCCUGUAAUCACGGAUAUGAGAUGGAUAAAGAGAACAAAUGUAUUCCAGUUUGCAAUGGAGGAUGUGAGAACGGAUUUUGUGUUUCACCUGAUAAGUGUUCCUGCAAUGAGGGAUACGAGAUGAAAAAUGGCAACAAGUGUAGUCCGGUUUGCAAAGGGGGUUGUGAUAACGGAGUCUGUGUUUCACCAGAGAAGUGUUCCUGUAAUCAAGGAUACCAGAUGGAUAAAGAGAACAACUGUAUUCCAGUUUGCAACGAUGGAUGUGAGAACGGAUUUUGUGUUUCACCUGAUAAAUGUUCCUGCUCUCAAGGAUAUGAGAUGAAGAAUGGGAACAAGUGUACUCCGGUUUGCAAAGAAGGAUGUGCUAACGGAGUCUGUGUUUCGCCGGGGAUGUGUUCCUGUAAUCACGGAUAUGAGAUGGAUAAAGAGAACAAAUGUAUUCCAGUUUGCAAUGGAGGAUGUGAGAACGGAUUUUGUGUUUCACCUAAUAAGUGUUCCUGCAAAGAGGGAUACGAGAUAAAAAAUGGCAACAAGUGUAAUCCGGUUUGCAAAGGGGGUUGUGAUAACGGAGUCUGUGUUUCACCAGAGAAGUGUUCCUGUAAUCAAGGAUACCAGAUGGAUAAAGAGAACAACUGUAUUCCAGUUUGCAACGAUGGAUGUGAGAACGGAUUUUGUGUUUCACCUGAUAAAUGUUCCUGCUUUCAAGGAUAUGAGAUGAAGAAUGAGAACAAGUGUACUCCGGUUUGCAAAGAAGGAUGUGAUAACGGAGUCUGUGUUUCGCCGGGGAUGUGUGUUUGCAAGUGCGACGACGGCUUUGUAUUCGCUGCGCAAACGGGAAGCUGUCUGCCUGAAAAGCAACUGUUUCGCGACAUGGAUUGCAAUCAGUCCUGCCAGAAUGGAACAUGCCUGGACGGAAUAUGUACGUGUCAGGAUAACUAUAAGCUGCACAGAGAUAAGGUCGACAAUCAGAGGCUAUCCUGUCUUCCAAUUUGUGAGCCCGAGUGCAUCAACGGAUACUGCGAGGCCCCAGGGACAUGUGCUUGUUUUGAUGGGGAAAGCCCAUACGAUGGUUUCUUUUGCCCAUCUUUGGAUUCGUCUGAAGCACUAGAAUCUUACAAACACAGGAGGGAAAAUGUUAAGCAACUUAAGAGGAUUUUUAUUAUCACUGGAGUGAUAGCUGCCAUUUUAGCGGCGGUGAUCGCUAUGCUGAUGAUACGUAUCUAUAAAAAACGCUCCUAUCUAGUGGACGAGAACGAAAGGAAAUUUGGCGUACGCUUUUCUGCGAACAAUGUGGACAUAAUUCGAGCCUGAUAUUUUACUACAAACUAGAAAUAUUCUCAUUAUUUAAUAAAUCUAAGAACAUAA